Amphibalanus amphitrite is the source of this 3786-nucleotide messenger RNA. RefSeq lists its product as uncharacterized. Bases 140 to 2773 code for a protein of 877 amino acids. Gene Ontology annotation, biological process: removal of superoxide radicals. NCBI's taxonomy places the organism in Eukaryota, Metazoa, Arthropoda, Thecostraca, Balanomorpha, Balanidae. Gene Ontology annotation, molecular function: copper ion binding; superoxide dismutase activity. The record is from RefSeq and is a predicted model, not a curated record. The transcript is spliced from 8 exons.
UGUUCAAGGCAGUGAAGGAAGUGUUGAAGGUCCGCGGCGUUAUUAGUGAAUUGCGGGGUGGUGGAAAAGGCUGGCGGAUAAGUUGAAGUGAAGAGGUGGAUAAGUUAGAGCCCUCGUCGUGGAUUAGGUACACCUCGUGAUGCCAAAAAGGAAGCUGCACGGACAGAGACUGGCUCCAUCUGAAAUAAAGGUGCGGUGCGGUCAUCCAGGAUGCAAGUUUUAUGGUAGGCCGGAUACCUUCAAGAUCCAUAACAAUAGGAAGCACGGAGGGCAUAAGAAUGCUAGAGUGAAGAACUCAGGUUUUGAGCCUGGGGCAAAGUUUGCCUGCUAUGCUCCUCUUCCACUGGCUUCUGAUGGAGCUCUGGAGAGUGGAGAGACGACAGCCGCGGCAGCUGAAAGCAUGGACUGUGGUCCACCUAUGUCCCCAGUCCACGAAUCUGUCCAGCUGGAAGCAGAAGACAGUGACAACCCUCCUGCAAACAACACUUCCGAAGCCCGUGGAGGUGAUGGCGCUGCCCCUGCUGGACCCAGUAGGGAGUUAGCAGAUCUGUUUUCUGCCAUGAAGAGCGUUGCCCUGCAAGUAAAACGUAAUGAAUCCAAGUUGAACGAGAUCAUCGACAUUCUCAGAAAGGGCAGCGUGACUACUGCUAAGAUAGGUCAGAAAAGAACGGAUGAAACAUCGGAGGCAGCUAAACUGUUGAUACGCUCGGGGAGAAGCAUCGCCGCCCUCCAGGUUGCUACAGACAACCUUCUCACUCAGUCCCCAGAUGAAGGCCUCAUCGCCUGUUCUGCAUGUGUGCCGUCUGGCGCUGUGCGUCGAAGGGGCGCAAAAGGUGUGUUCACCUACGACUUUAAUCUGGGAACCAGUUUUGCAGAUGGUCAGUCUCUCCCAUCAUCGUUCAGGCACCUGAGGGCGGCCAUCAGGAGUCACUUUUGUGGCCUACACCACGGAAAAACCGUACUCGCCAAAAAACAAACGGACGAGUUGGCGAAAGGACGUUUUGCGCGGAACGCCAGCGCCGCCAGUCACGUCCUUCGCACGGGGUACUUCGUCCUGAAACGGUCCCUGCCAAGGGCUUCGUUUGAGGACCUGGUCGUUCUCCAGGCGGAGAAUGGCACGAGGGUGGGUAACACCAACCACUCCAGCAUGUUUGUCCCUACAAUGCGGCUGCAGUUCUCGACUGUCAUGACGAGUAUGCUGCAGAGGUUCAUUGAGCAGCAACCAUGCGUCUCCAUGUGCGCAGACAAGGUGACCGUCGCAAAGCGAACCAUCGACAUAACCGCCGUGAUAGCUGUGGUUAGUGGGGCGCCUGCGGGUCACAUGAUCCAAUCGUUUGUAGUCGCUGCGCCCGUAGUAAAGGACCACAGUGGAGAUGGACUGGCUGAUGAGCUCUGUCAGUCUCUGGUUAAGGUCGGAGUGACUCACCCAGACAAACUGGCUGCAAUCUGCAUGGAUGGGCAGUAUCACCAUAACCGAGUGCCAGAGAAACUGCUCAGUCGGCUCAGGGCCACGGACCCACGGUUCAAUACGGCCCCGUCAGUAGUUGUGCUGUGGGACGGGGCUCACCUGCUCAACCUGGCCGAAGAUGACGCGCGACGUUCAAAUGGCUGUGAGUGGGUAGAGAAGGUCAUCGCUCAGGUGACAGGCAUCACCAAGCGCUACACAGUGGGCAAAGGGCUCGAAAGGCUUCUCAAUGCUGGGGAGGAUCGGGGCGAGAAGGUGGUACGACCGAAGCUGUGGUCGGGGACAAGAUUCGCCCCUUACGCAGCAAAGACGCUGGAAGUCUUCCUCCGCAACCUGCAAGUGAUGGAAGACGCCCUGGAGCAGCAAAUCAAAUCAGGGGACACCGAUGGCAGCGAACAGCGAGAUCUCCGGCUGCUUCGAGACCCGACGUUCGUGACCAAACUGGCAGCCUUGUGCGACAUUUACGGCGUGCUCGCGGAGGGCAGCAAGUCGCUGCAGAACCUGCAGGUUCUCCCCUGGGAGCGACAGAGGAUGUUCUCCACGAUGCUGGAUAAUUUCACGGAGAUGCAGGACGCCGUGGAGUUGGACGACGAAGGCGAGCUGAAGAAGAGGUGGCCGGUCUUGUCGUCACUAGCAACUGUCGCCGAUGAUCAGCUUGCAUCGAUUCUGAAGUUCGUAGCGGCCCUCUGCGACAGAGCGCGUGCCCGCAGUCGCGGGCUUGAUGUAAGAGGGAACGCGAAAGGAGCGAUGAACGGCAAACUGCAGUGGGCCGUAAGCGAUGCCAAGAUCAUCGCCGAUCUGAAGUCUCUCCAACAGAACGUGCCGACCACUAUCCCGAAGAAGGCGCAGUGCGUGCUGCAGGAGGCCUCGACGGGCGGCAACGUGCGAGGUACCAUCAUGUUCGAGAGGAUGGACGACUCCGACGACUCCAUCAUGGUCACCGGUACCGUCUCCGGACUGAGCGCGGGAAAGCACGGUUUCCACGUGCACCAAGUUGGCAGCACCGCUGACGGCUGCAAGGCUGCCAAGGGCCACUUCAACCCCUUCGGCAGUGACCACGGCGCUCCGACGGCCGAGAACCGUCACGUCGGAGACCUGGGCAACAUCGAUGCCGACGCCACACUGACGGCCAACGUCAACAUCAAGGACAGCAUGAUCAAGUUUGCUGGUGACGCCAACAUCCUGGGCCGCGCUAUCGUCAUCCAUGCCGGCGAGGACGACCUGGGCCUGGGCGGGGAGGCGGACAGUAAGACCACCGGCCACGCCGGAGCCCGGCUGGCCUGCUGUGUUAUCGGAGCCCUCAACUGACCGCCUUCAUCGGCAGUGGUGGCGACGGAGGAUAGCCGGUGACGGCGAGCGGUCCUUCGUAAGAGAGUGGGAAGGGUCGAGCGGUGUGUGAGGGAUGAUAUCCUCGCAUGAGGAUUGAUGUAGCGAUAGGAUGGAUAGGUGCGUGUGUGUGUGUUUGUGUGUGCGCGCGAUUGUCGAUAUGCGGUCGCUGUGGGAAAGUGAGGACCAUUAGUUGACGACACUGCCGCCAGGAGCGCUGCUGUUGCUCACGGUAUGUUUGUCGGCGCUGCUGUGCAGUUGCGAUUCGGUGUGUAAAAUGUUACGUGUAUAACUGAAGACCAAAUAUUUUCGUAUUGAACGCAAACGCCAUCAGGACAAACUGCCGUGGUGGUCAUGCUGACGAUUCCAGAGAGCGUCAUCUGCCGCUGUCAUCUGCGUGCGGGGUUCCAUUUGUUCAGCUGACCUCUUCACCCCACUGAAACAUUUGACCUCAAACGGUCGUCUGUUUAAUCCCUCCUAAGGUCUCGAGCAAGCCGAUCGAGAAAUACUAAGGCGAUCCGUCUCUUUAGCAACGCGUGGAAAGGGAUGGCUGCAAAACGAGCCAGUGUCAUUCUGAAUGAGUGUUGUGACACGCGAAUAGACACCACGCUAUGGCGAUAGCUCGAUGAAUCGUGAGGUGUUCAAAGACGGCGAUGUUCGCUACGGUCCUUUGACUGCCUCUCAGAGCGUCGAGCGCAGGCGACAGCUGGCAAACGGCAGAUAUCACUGAUGAAUUAGCGUCUUAAUGCAUGACAUUCCCUAUGUAUGAGCCAUUGGGUCAUAAAGCCAGCUAAUUAGCUGCGGUUCCACUUAGUUGCUUGUCUUUGUGUGUUGUGUGCUUGUCCUCCAAAGCGUUGAUGCUGUCAGGUAUCAUCUUUAUUUUAUUUAUUCCGAUCUUUGGCGUCUUUUUAUUAUAUAAGAAUCGGCAAACAAAAUAUCUGACAUCGGCAGACAGUUGUCCGAUGUGAUAAACAAAUAAACUGAUGACAAACUAA